UGCGUGAUACACGUAGAAAUUGCAUUUUUUUUUAAAUUGCAUAACUUUUGGAUUAUCAAUUCGCUCGGAUGUUUUGUUAAUUGUAAAAAGCUAUUAAAAUUCAUAUCAUAAAUUUAGAAUUGCUCAGUAACAUUCCACUUUAUGACCCCUACUGCACCUUAAAAAUACCAAUUCUAUCUCAAUUUUAUUUAUUGGUUAAGAAAUUUAUCAAUUAUUUUGUUUCGCAAAAAUCCGAUAAAAACAGAUUUUUUUACAACGAAUUAACUCGUGUCUUAUCAAUCCAUAAAUUUCCACAAAUCAGGGUUUGACUUACAUAGAUUAGAAAUUUUACGAAAAUUUAUACACUGAAAUUUACAAUUUUCCAUAUUUUGUAAAACUUUAUGCAAUAAUUUAUUUGCAAAGGAUCAAAAAAUUUGAAUCCGUGAUUUCUGAAAUUUCCCAAAUUUGUUUUGGCGGAAAAAUUGUAUCUAAAAAUUUGAUCGAAGUCCAGCUCUACGAAUUUUAAAAAUGUGUUCCGUCAGCAAAUUACAACUAAUAAUUUUGCUGGGAGGGUUUUACCUCGUGGAGAAAAUUUAUUGCCAGGAUCCAGCAAUUGCACAGUUAACUACGAGAGUUACAACGGUUAAUAAUACGGCAAUGGCAAACAAGAACGCCAUAGCAUCACUUACAACUCGUUUCAACACCUUUCAAAAUCAAUAUUAUGCUGAAUAUGAAGAUGUUAAUCAGAGAAUUUACGCGAUAACGAUGAACUUGACGACCGUCUACGGAACUCUGGACCAGCACACGGCCGCCAUUUCAGCCCUGUCGUUAGCAUUGGAUGAAGCAAAUUCAAAAAUAACCGCGGCAAAUGAGCUAAUUGCCAAAUUACAGGGGGCAAAUCAAGUCUGGAUCAGUAAUUGGCGCGUGGUUAACAAAACUUUUGCCGAGUUGAGGAAAAAAUUGAAAUUUGUGGUGCCUCGUGAAAUCAUUCGGGUUGGGCAGGUCGGAUAAGCAGGGUUUUUUGCGUAAUUUGGUAAUCUCAAUUAAAUAGAUAAAUACACUCAAAAUAAAAAUAAGUAAAAUUUACUCAAGGUUGAUUAAAAAGGAGAAUUGCACAAGUAAAAGAUAAAAUUUUGUGCAAAAUUUGCAAAAAGUUGCGUAAUCCAACGGGAGGAUAAAUUUUGCACAGCCUUGGAUAAAUUUUACUUUUUGGUUCUACAAUCAUCUUUUUUACUCAACCUUGAGUAAAUUUUACUUAUUUUUAUUUAGAGUGUAGGGUUUCCUUUAUAAGAAUAUAAAAAUGUAAGAUGUUCACCUACUGUAAUACGAUGUAAAUUUGUUUUCGUGUGUUAUAACUUAUUAAAAUUUCACCAUAUUUUUUGCAAUAUUUUCAAAAGUUUUUUCGAAAUCCAUUUUUUAAAAAAAUAUUUCAGCAGUUACACGAUGUAUUGAAACACAUGUAUUAUUAAAAAACGUAACUACGUCAUAUCUUGUUUUUGAUAAAUGCAUGUUCCGAAUUUAAAAGAAUUUCACUAAAAUAAAAAUGUACUGCAAUCUGCCAAGUAUUAUUUCAAAAUAUAAAUGAGAAUUUUGAAAGUAGCUAUUUUUUUAAUUUACAAGUAAUGUUGUUGGGAAAUAGGUACUUAAGUUAGCUACUUAAGUUGAGUUUGAGUUAGCUACUUAAGUUGAGAAAUCGGGAUGACUGACUUUUGAAUGAAUAAAAUUUUUCUCAACAGGUAUGAUUAAAUUCGACUAUACGAAAUUUAGGUAACAGAGUUGCAACGUCAGUCAUACUUUGAAACCUUUUGAAAUAUUUUUUGGAAAAUAUAACACAAAAUAAUUUAAAGGUCGCCGUUUGAUCGCCGUUCGAUGUUGAGGUCGAGGUUUUUUUUACACCAUUACCUAAUCUGCAUGCUGUACUUUGAAUGAAAAAAGUUUUUUUUGAACAGGUAUGAGUCAUUGGUAACUUUGUCAAAUCGAUAAUCUUUAUAAAUAAUAUUACUAAAUUUUACAAAAUAAAAAGACGCCUUUGAUCUGAUCCUUAAUAAACAUGUAAAGAUUUGUAAACUUA
Molecule: messenger RNA, 2050 nt
Organism: Folsomia candida
Lineage: Eukaryota; Metazoa; Arthropoda; Collembola; Entomobryomorpha; Isotomidae
Exons: 2
Coding region: 508-990 (160 amino acids)
Source: RefSeq, a predicted model, not a curated record